Paracoccidioides lutzii Pb01 is the source of this 1365-nucleotide messenger RNA. Its product is annotated as C6 zinc finger domain-containing protein. The record is from RefSeq and is a predicted model, not a curated record. Gene Ontology annotation, molecular function: zinc ion binding; DNA-binding transcription activator activity, RNA polymerase II-specific. Bases 1 to 1365 code for a protein of 454 amino acids. The transcript has 3 exons. Gene Ontology annotation, biological process: regulation of transcription by RNA polymerase II.
AUGACAAGCCGUGUCGUCAAAAACCAAUUAAUUUUCCGCGUUUCAGAUCCAAACAAAUCCUCGAAGAAAACCGGGGGAAAGAGUGGCGAACCAAAAGAUGCUGUCUACCAUGCUCGUCGGCCCCAUCGCAAGUCCCGAACUGGCUGCUUGAACUGUAGAAAACGGAGAGUCAAGUGCGAUGAGACAAAGCCAAAGUGUCGAAAAUGUGACACGCAUGGGAUAUGCUGUGACUACGUCGUAGCUCUAGCCCAACCUCGUCGAACAGGAUCACUUGCACAAUUUGGUCGGGAGGCAACUCGUGUCGAGAUUUCGCUUUCGGGUAUGCAGUUAUCCGUGUCCAUGGUCGAUUUGGCCGAUAGAAUUGAACGGGUGAUCCGACCCAAUAUGUCCAGAUCAACAACCCAUAACACCGUAAAGUAUUUUAGUCAUUUCAAGACCAUGGCCGCGCAGGCUUGUUCGUUGUCAAACACCCAUAAGCUAGUCAUGGGCGGCGAAAUGAUCCAGGUUGCUUUCCAGGCCCCGUACCUCAUGCAUGCUAUUUUCGGAGUAGCUUUAACGCAUCUCCGCCAUCUUCUGCCACAUGACAAAACGUAUGCCAUAUUUGCGGGGAUCCACUGGCAACGUGCAAUACAACUAUACCGAAAGGAAAUCUCGAAGUCAAUCGACGAACACAAUAUGGACCCUCUUUUGUCUGCCUGCAUGCUAUUGAGCACUGUCAUUUUCGCCGCCGAUGAAUGCAAUCCUUCUGACUCUUGGAUAUUUUCGUCGGACCCCACAAAACUUAGUUGGCUUCUUGGCCAAUCCGGGCUGCAGUAUAUCCUCGAAGCUGUCUCGGAGGAACAACGACGACAAAGCAUAUGGCUCAAAGUUUUCCAGGAGUACGAUGAUGCGGAUUGCAGCUCCAAAUGCAACACUCCCGGCCUGGAUGGAUUGCACCGGGGACUAGCAGAGCUGUGCCAGAUCAAUGAAACGACCACUGGUGAGACCAGUCCAUACCACUGGCCACUUCGAUUGCUUAGUCCGAUGUUAAGUCUCAGACCGGACGGAGGUAACUUUUCAAAGUUGAUCCCAUUCAUGGGGAGACUGGAGCCAGCUUAUACUAGUCUCCUCCAGAAGAAAGAUCCCAAGGCACUGCUCAUAUUAAGCUACUGGCUCGGGAAGAUGUGUGAAGAGAAGCAGUGGUGGAUAUACUCCAGAGCCCAUUCUGAAUGUUUCGCAAUUUGCAUGUAUCUCGAACACAAUGAAGAUGAACGAAUUGUGAAUCUGCUCCGGUACCCCGCUGAGAGAUGCGGCUAUAUUUUCGACCCCCCCAUUCUCGAUGAAAUGAUCGGCCAAGAACGUAUCCAUGCUAUUGAUUUCCCUUGA